UAGCCCUCUACGUCGAAGAAAUUUUCAGUUGACCAAAAUUUAGUUAACCCUUUUAUGUUUUCAUCUGAUGAAAACCCUGAAAAUGAACAGUUUGAAAAAGAUGGCCACAGAAUGGAAAAAACUUAUUAAUUAUUUUUUAAUAACUUGAUCAUGAUAACCCAUACAUUUAUAAAUGGAUAUGACUUCAAAAUAAAUAAUAAUGAAUCAUUGUGAAGAACUAUAUGGACUUCUAUGAAGGAAAAUGCAAAUAAUUUGAUUAAUGCCACUACAAAAUGUUUAGAUGCGACACGCCGACACGUGUUGAUAAUUUGAAAAUAAGCAGAAAGAAGAAAGAUUCAGAACUAAUAACAGCUGGACACUUCAGAAAAAUUAUAAAUUUGGAAAAAAAGAAACAUCCUCUACCUCGUACCUCUUUCAACCAAUUACAGCCAAAUUAUAAUAUCUGUGAUCCAUCUCCAAUAAUCAAUGUAACUACAAUUGCUUCUAAUUCUUCAAGUGUUCUACCUAAUUACCAUUUUGUUGAAUAUCCUUUGAAUGACAUAUUAACAACACAAAAUAAUACACCGUUUAAUGUUUCAAACAUUUCAUCUGAUAACCCUAUUGGUCAAAAUGUACAGCCUUAUAAUAUUGAUGGUAUUGACUUAAAAGAUAAAAUUCGAUCUUGGAUAUUACAUCAUAAGGUAUCUCAUAAUUGUGUCAAUUCUAUAUUAAAAAUUAUGAAAUCUGAAGGUUUACAAGUUCCUAGUGAUGUACCUACCUUGAUGAAAACACCUCUGUCUCAUGAAAUUUUUAAUAUUGAUAACGGUUCUUACAUCCACUUUGGACUAGAAAAAAUGUUAACUCCAAUUUUAAAAAAGUACUUCAAUAAAAUAGACUUCAAUAAUGUUUUAAAAAUAGGAAUUAAUAUAGAUGGCCUGCCAAUUUCAAAAUGUUCUAAAAAUCAGCUAUGGCCAAUAUUAUUAUCAAUAAUUAACUGUAAUGAAUUAUCUGAUUUUGUAAUUCCAAUAGGGAUAUUUCAAGGAUUAACAAAACCAUCGUCAGUUACUGAAUUCUUCCACCCCUUUUUAUUGGAUAUUUCUGCAUUGUUAGAAAGUGGUCUUUGUGUAAAUGAUAAAAUAUUUAAAUUUGAGAUAAGUCAUAUUGUUUGUGAUUUUCCCGCUAAGGCAUUUUUAUUGAAUGUAAAAGGACAUAACGGUUAUUUUGGUUGUUCAUCGUGUACUCAAGAGGGCAGGUAUUUACAAAAUAGAAUGACAUUUCCUGAUAUUGAUGCUCCAUUAAGAUCUAAUGAAAGUUUUCGUAAUAGAGUAAAUGAAGAUUAUCAUAAAGGUGAUAGUCCGUUAGAACUAUUACCCAUUAAUAUUGUGGACAGCGUUUGUUUAGAUUACAUGCAUAAUAAUUAUAUGCCUUGGAAUCACUAAAAGAUUUGUUGAAUUUUGGGUAAAGGGUAAAAAAGAUGUUCGAUUAAACGAGGAAAGUAGAAAACAAAUUACUGUUGACUUAUCAAACUUAGACCUUCUGUGCCAUCAGAAUUUAGCCGCCUACCGAGAGCAAUAGAAGAUAUAGAUUAUUGGAAAGCUACCGAACUUAGAUCGUUUUUAUUGUAUUAUGGUCCAAUAAUUUUAAAAGGAAAAUUAAAAAAAAACUUUUUUUCCCAUUUUAUGCUGUUAUCUUGUGGAGUUAAAAUUUUAAUAAGUAGUUCUAUAUGUCAAACUCAUAAUGAUAUAGCUUUAACAUUAUUUAAACAAUUUAUAACUUUGUAUUCGUCAUUAUAUGGCGAACAAUUUAUUUCUUAUAAUGUGCAUAGUUUGCUACACUUACCAAUGUUUGUGAGAAUUCAUGGCCCGCUUGAUAAUUUCAGCUGUUUUAAAUAUGAAAAUUUUUUACAAUAUAUAAAAAAAUCAAUUAAAUGUGCAAAAUAUCCACUCCAAGAAAUUUUUAAUAGAAUAAUUGAAAAACAAAAGGUCUUUAUAUCUAACCCACUAAAAGAAUGUAACUAUAUGGUACUGAAAGAAAUGAAAAACAGAAUUCCUUCUAAACAUUGUAACUUAAGUGAUACAAUUUUUGAAAAAAUAAUUCUACUUAAUUUAAAAAUAACAAUUAAUGUAUUAAAAGAGAAAGAUAAGUUUUUUUAUCUUAAAAAUAAUUGUCUGGUAGUUAUUAAAUGCAUUGUACAAAGUAAUAAAAAUGAAAUUAAACUAAUUGUUGAUUCAUUUUUGAGUGUAUCUGAAAUUUUUUCGUUCCCUAUAUCUUCUAUUACCAUUGGCUUAUAUUUAGUAGAUCUCAAUUUAGUAUCUGAAAGUAUUACUAUAUCCAUUACUGAUAUUAAAUAUAAAUGUUUUGUGGUAGGUAUAGGUUUAGAUAAAGCAAUCAUGACUGUACUAACUCAUUCAUUGCAUGAAAUAAUUAAUAAUGAGUAGGUAAAUACAAAUGUAUAUAGUAAUAUAUAAUAUAUUAUAACUUUUUAUGUGA
This is a messenger RNA of Acyrthosiphon pisum (pea aphid), 2469 nucleotides long. RefSeq lists its product as uncharacterized. Bases 273 to 1418 code for a protein of 381 amino acids. The record is from RefSeq and is a predicted model, not a curated record. Lineage: Eukaryota; Metazoa; Arthropoda; Insecta; Hemiptera; Aphididae. The transcript has 4 exons.